UCCCUUAAUGUUGUUCUGUAAGUGUCUCUGUUUGUAAAUGUGAAUCUGUGGAGCUGUCGUAAAGAAAUACGCGCUUCGACUGAUUUGGUACCUCUGCGGCUGCCGUAGAGAGGAAGUGACAGAAAACAUGGUGCUUGAGAAGAAAGGUUCCGCUCGGGUGGAGGCCGGGCAGCGCAGAGUUUUGGAUGAAGCCACCCGACAGAGGAGACUGACCAGGCAGCUGGAGGCUCUGGAGAAAGACAACUUCCAGGACGACCCUCUGUCCUCCCUCCCUCCCCCAGGUCCUACUGCCCGCCUUCCUGCCUUCAGUGAGACAGAAGAACCAGAGAAGAAGAAGAGGAAGACGAGGGGCGAUCACUUUAAGCAGCGUUUCAGGAAGAACUUCACCACGCUGCUGGAGGAAGAGAACCUGUCGGAGAGGCCGGAGCCGAACUACCUGUCUGCAGCGGCCCCUCCCUCGUCUCUGCCCCCCCGUCACUUCUGCUGUGUCUGUGGUUUUCCCUCUCACUACACCUGUACCACCUGCGGGGGGCGCUACUGCAGCAGCAAGUGUCUAUGUACUCACAGAGAGACAAGGUGUUUGAAGUGGACGCUCUAACUGCUGCCUCGUCACCUUGGUGAUGGUGAUGAUGGUGAUGAUGAUGAUGGGAUGGUGUUACCUGUUCUCGGUGGUUUACAGUUCGAAACACCUGUGAACUGUCUCAUUGUCCUGACAUAUGGGCUUCUGAUAGAGCAGAUGGACACUCACAUACAGAGGACAUAUGACGCCAGCAGCUGAUUAGCUUAGCUUAGCAUAAAGACUGGAAAUAGGUGGGAACAGCUAGCUUGGCUCAAAAGAAAUCCACCUCCCAGCUCCUCCAUGUUUUAUCUGGUUGUUUCAUCUGAAGACAAACUGAAAUGUAAUGAGCCGUUUUACUGAUUUAAUAAAUAAGAUCAAAUGUCUUAAUUAGUUCAGUGAAAGGAGCAAGCUACAAAGCUAACAUGAGUUCAAAUGCUAAUAUGAGCUGCUGUAGGAGUGUUUGACGAUGUCUGGUUAUUUCAGAGUUGUGUGUUUGUUUUGUCCACACCUGUAUCUGCACACCAGACAGUAAGAUCAGCCAGAUAAUGUACCGUGUUACUGUUGUAAAUAAUGAAUACACUUGGUUUUGUUUCAUUUUUUAUUAAAGAAAAAGAGACGUGG
Epinephelus moara (kelp grouper) is the source of this 1180-nucleotide messenger RNA. RefSeq names its product zinc finger, HIT-type containing 1 (gene znhit1). Gene Ontology annotation, cellular component: Swr1 complex. Bases 128 to 598 code for a protein of 156 amino acids. Gene Ontology annotation, biological process: chromatin remodeling. The transcript is spliced from 6 exons. Gene Ontology annotation, molecular function: nucleosome binding. Lineage: Eukaryota; Metazoa; Chordata; Actinopteri; Perciformes; Serranidae. The record is from RefSeq and is a predicted model, not a curated record.